UGGUAAACGUCUUAUUACAAUCGCACUGCGCGAGUUUACUCUUCAAAUAAUCUUUGUCUUUACGCAGUGUUUACCGUCUUGCCACAACGCAACUAACGCGAGCUUUCCCGACGUGGUUUCAUCAAUUUAUACACGUCCCACUUGACAGACAACCUUCGAACGGCGCAACCACAGCUCAACUUUACAACCACAGUCUUGUCGCAUUCACUACAAACUCCAGCUCUCUACAUUUGCCUCCAUCACCUCACCCAUGAUGAAUUGCUCUCUGCCAUAACUUUCGCGCGCUGAAGUGAAGGGGGGCUUGGCCGGAGAUCAUACGCGUACUCAUCUAGGGACCAAGCAAGAUGCCUUCCAAUCUCCACCCCCAGGCGAUGUUCGAUCCCAUACCGCCGGAUCUCGACCUCAGCACCCUCGUCGAGAAGACGCCCAACUUCGACUAUGUGAUUCGCAUCUCCACUGACCAGAUCAGGGAGCUGGGUCUACAGGAAUUCGAAAAGCUGGUCCUGCUGCAUGUUAUCCAGGGCGGCAAACCUCUGGUCGUGGAAGGUUGGGAGAGUGAUCUGCCGCCGUGGCUGUACAGCUCGACCUGGAUGCAGGAUAACUUGGGCAAGAAGCAGGAGCAAGUUCGAGACAUUACAAAUCAUACCAACAUCCCCAUGACAACCGGCCAUUACCUCAAUUCUCUUGAAAAACUGACGAGGCAAUGGACGCCUACGAACUUCCGCGACCUCAAGCGACAGCGCCUCUACCUCAAGGAUAUCGACUGCCCGCAAGCAUGGGAUCACCAAUUACGCGAAUACAUUCCCCAGACACUCCUCUACCUCAACAAUUGCGUCGGAGAGAAGGGUGGCCCAGGAUCCGUGCAUGAGAGGGACAAAUAUAAUCACCUUGUUAUGGGGCAAGGAAUUGCUCCAGCCGGCGACUUGAUGAGCAAUCUACCACCGGACAUGCGGGCGGAAAACAUGAUGUGUUAUAUCGGCCACGAAGGGACCUACACCCCCGCCCACCGAGAGAUGUGCGCAACAGUUGGGCAGAAUAUCAUGGUCGAGACGUCUGAUGUAGGCAAGGGCGAGACGCCGGGAAGCUCGAUCUGGUUCAUGACCGAGACGAAGGACAGGGAGGUUGUUAGCGAGUACUUCUUGUCUAUGCUUGGUCACGAUAUCGAGGUUGAGAACCACUUUGCCCAGAUUGUUGCGUGGAAAAAGGCGCCCUUCCCGGUUUACAUUGUGGAGCAGAAAGUGGGAGAUUUCAUUCUCAUUCCACCGCUUGCGCCGCACCAGGUCUGGAAUAGGGGCACGCGGACCGUGAAGGUGGCCUGGAAUCGCACGACGGUAGAAACGCUUGAGAUGGCGCUCUCCGAAGCCUUGCCACGUGCCCGCAUGGUUUGCAGGGAUGAACAAUACAAGUGCAAAGCUAUUGUAUUCUACUCGUUGUUGAGAUACUACACCGGUCUACAGAAGGCGGAGAAGGAAGAGGAGUCUGGUUUCGGCGCUUACCAGUCAGAGCCGGUCAGGUUUGCUCCGAGGGUGAGACAGCUACAGCGAGACUUCAAGCGCCUUUUUGGGCUCUACAAGACGAUUUUAGUGAGCGAGAUGUUUUCCCCUGAUAUGCCGAAGGAGAACAAUGUCGAGUUUAUUCAGUUUGAUAGCAACGUCACCUGCUCUUACUGUCGGUGCAACAUCUUCAAUCGGUUCUUGACUUGCAAAACUUGUGUUGGCGAACUCGAGAAUGGCGACGAGGAUACGUAUGAUAUAUGUAUGGAUUGCUACGCCAUGGGUCGAUCCUGUGCCUGUUUAUCGAAUCUUCAAUGGGUUGAGCAGUGGCGCUGGCCCGAGUUAACUAAACGCUACGAUGUAUGGCGUGCGAUGGUCUUGUACAUUGAUGGCUAUGUGGAUAACACCUCACCUCAAACAUUGGAGAUAGAGAGAAAGUAUUCUGGCAAGAAGCCGAUUGCUCAGAUAUGCCAAGAACAACUCAAAAAGAGGCCAUGGCGCGACAUAACGAAGCCACAUGUACUUGAUCCGCUUCCUGGCGACUCUGAUGUAGAGCCAGAAGCUGAUGACGAAGGUCGACCAAAGAAGAGGAAAGGCAAGCGGCAGUCUCUUGCUGGGAAGAAGCGACAGUCAACUUGCCAUAUCUGCAAAAAACUCGAGGCGGACUGGAAACUUGCUUUCUGCACUACCUGCCCACUUUCGUAUUGUUAUGGUACGCUUUGGCGGGCUUUCGACAUCAAGCCAGAGAAGAUCAUGGAGACACUGGACUGGCAAUGCCCGAAAUGCCAGUUGAUCUGCUCCUGCGGCGCAUGUCGUAGACUGAACUCAUCCAAGCAGAUUCCCUAUCAGCCGAAAGGCACAUUACUUGGCCACGACACACGCAUGGUCGCUGAUCCGCGCAGUGUGGAAAGCUUGGUCGAUUUCAGCCGCACAAACCUCGCUUGGUUGAAGGGGGAGGAGGAUACAGCGCCGAAGGAUUCGGUAAGGAUGAAGAAGUUGAUGGAGAAAGCGCAGGCUGAGAAGUCUCGUGACGAGACGCUGGAGGAAGAUUCGGAGAUGGGUCGGCGUAUGGACAGUCAGCAUAUGGAUAUUCAGCCUGUGGGCGAUGCGAUCGACCCCGCGCUGCUAUCUGCUGGGGAUGGAGGGGCGCCUACUGCACCGAUGUUUGGAGGAACAGACGUUUCCAACCUACCCCCGACCAUCGAUGUAGACGCGAACCCUGCCUUCGUAUCCCCAGCCGACUUAAUGAAAAAUCCCGACUACUCCGUCUACCCAGGCCCACAAGGCAUCCCUCGUGAGCGCAUGAUGGGGAUAGGGUACUACCAGCAGCGCAACGACGCCGACAAGAUCCUCUUCGACGCCCCCGACGCCACCGCCGACGACGAGCACCAGGACGCCGCAUACCCGCGCCUUCAAUCCGAUACUGAAGAUGGGCUUCUAGUGCAGCCGAACAAGAAGCGGCCGCGCGAGAGCCUGAAGGGACGCGUGGAUGAGGCGCAUUUACAGUUCCAGGCUGCGCAGAAGAAGCAGAAACUCACUGAUGCGAAGAGGGAGGGGAAAUUCUUCAUGACGAAGAAUAAGCUUGAAGGCGGGAAGCCGUGUAAAGUCAAGUUGCUGUUGCCGAAUCAUAAAGAGUUCCUGGGGAGACUGGAGGCGUUUGAUGAGGAAGAGGAGGCGCCGAGACAUAAUCCGAGACCGGGAAGGAGGAGUUUGGCGAGGAAGGAGCAGGUGGCGGUUGAUUCUACGGUCGUUACUUCUAAUGUUCGCGAGGAUGUCGUAUACCUUGAGGACGAUGAGGAGGAGGAAGAGCUGGAGAUCAACACUAUUGUUGCGGUAAGGCGUAAUCCUCAUGUUUCGAUAUCUGCUCCGCCGGAGAAGGAAGAUACCAUCGUCGUCGAGCUGCGGAAACCAAAAGGACGACCACCCAAAUCCCAGGUUUCAGGACCUGCCGUUCUUUCGCCCACCCUCAGUAACAGUCCAGAGGCCCAGAGGCGCGGACGCGGUCGACUACCGCGCAGAUCCGACGUUACUGAACCUGCGUUCGAGCCUGUCCUCAACAACAGUCCAGAAACCCAGAGGCGUGGACCCGGUCGACCCCCCAAAUCCCAGAUUCCAGAACCUCCAUUGCCCGAACCCCACCUCAUCAGCGGCCCAGAAAACCAGAGACUCAGACCCGGUCGACCGCGCAGAUCGGACAUUGCUGUUACGGCGGAUCGCACGCCUGAAAACGGCAUCACCUCUACAGCAGCAGCAGCAGUUGGGACGCGAAUUCGAAGAUCUGGGAUGCUUCAGAAACCCGCAGUGCCAGCAGCGCCAGCAGCGGCUGCGACUGUCGAACCAGCUAGUAGCAGCCAGAAGAAACCGCCCGGACGACCACCGAGCAAAUCUACAUCUUUGGGGGUGGAUGAGGGAGUACAAGCUAAUAAACAUCCGCGCUCACCAGAAGCACAAAAUAUGGAGGCGGAUACGAGGCCGGAGAAGAAGAGGAGAGGGUCUAUUCUAUUCGUUUCCGAUGAUAGCGAUGAGGUCGAGGAGGUGGAGAUCACCAACUCGUUUACGGCUGUGAACUCUGUUCCCAUCAAAAAGAAGACAGGUGCGGAGAAUACACCCAAGGAGACGACGCGAGAUGAACCUAUCGCCAUCUUCCCACCCCGACCGAACUCGACACCAAAAGACGCCGCGCACAGCCCGGGUGCAAGGCCUAGGAGCAGAUACAUGGACGGAAGCACAUCCCUCUCCCCACGCCCCGCGCAGGGUAUGAGUACAGAUAGUCCCAUCCGCUUCGACGGCGGCGACAACGGUGGGGUUGUUUACAACGACAACGACAACGAUGAUGGGGGAUUCUUCUCCUCGCACUCCUCGCACUACCACUCCGCCACCCCUGACGUCGCGGAAGAGCAAGAACGACGCCCCCCCGCCUCAGGAAAAGCGUCCAGCGCGAGCAGUGUCAUUUCAAGCAGCUACCGGGAUGCGAAGAUGGAGGCGAUGCGUCUAGCAGAGGAGGGAAUGGAGGAGGAGAUGGAGAGGGCGAGGGUUAAGCGUGGUGGUGUACCUAAGCCUGCUGCGGUGGGGGGUGGGAGCGCGAGUUUCAAAGCGCAGUUUUUCGCUGAGGAGUCAGUCUCACCACCGCCGCCGCCGCCCCCAGUUAAAGCUGCACCAGUUACAGUUCCGAUGACGAAGCUUGGUGAGACUCCCGCCGGGCAGCAGCCCGGGAAAUCGGUGACUCCGGCGUCGAGGGGGGGGAGGGGCGGGAUGCAGAUACGCCUCCCUCGCCAUUCGGAACCGAGGGGUGAGAAGGUUGGGAAGGCUGGGAGUCCCACCUCGGAGGAGUCGUCGGAUGAUGAUGAGGAUGAGGAGAUUCCCGCGCGAAGAGUCGUCCCUGCUAGAGAGGGGAUGAAAGGGUUGGGAUUUGCUAGGAGGGGUAGGGGGAGAGGGAGGGGAGUAUGUAGGGGGGGUUGA
Molecule: messenger RNA, 4952 nt
Organism: Pseudogymnoascus destructans
Lineage: Eukaryota; Fungi; Ascomycota; Leotiomycetes; Thelebolales; Thelebolaceae
Exons: 2
Coding region: 345-4952 (1535 amino acids)
Source: RefSeq, a predicted model, not a curated record